Messenger RNA from Diprion similis, 870 nucleotides. Its product is annotated as glycine-rich cell wall structural protein 2-like. The transcript is spliced from 4 exons. The coding region runs from base 127 to 756 and encodes 209 amino acids. Lineage: Eukaryota; Metazoa; Arthropoda; Insecta; Hymenoptera; Diprionidae. The record is from RefSeq and is a predicted model, not a curated record.
UGGUGUCUGAAAUAUAUACCGACAACGCCGUUCGAACGCUCGCAGAGCAACACCUUCUCCCGACAUAUCAAUUUCCGGUAGAACUGGUCAACAUUCACAAGAUAUCAUCUGAAGUCUGUGUGCAAAAUGCGUACUACAUGCUUGUCUAUCCUGUUCUUGUGCCUUUCGGCACUGAAUUGCGCAGUUGUCGACAGUGCCAAACUCCGAGAGUCAGCGUCUGCUACCGGGUCGAAGGUCACGGACGAAUCAAAAGACUUGGACGCGUCAGCGAGUAGCCACGCAUUUCUCUCGAGGAGAGAUUACUUUGAUGGCAGCCCCGGAGGAGAGAAUGGUUUUGGGGAUAUAGGAGGUGGCGUUGGAGUGUAUCCCGGCAUCGAAGGCGGGUCCACAUACGGCUCUGGGAAUAUAUAUCAAGGUGCCGGGUUGGCACCUGAUUAUCGCGGUUACCGUGCUGGAGGAUACGGGAAUGGAAUUAUUGGCGGAGGACAUACAGGUUACGGAUAUUACGGCACUACUGGAUAUGGACUUGGUUCUUCUGGUUACGGCCGUAAUUAUGGAGUUGGAGGUCUGGAUUCUAACGAUGGUAUUGGAUCUGGAGUUUAUGAUGAUGGAUAUUCGGUUUACCGGGGUACUAGACGUGGCUACAGUGGUUACGGAGGAAGAGACAGUGUAGGAUACGAUUCCUACCCGUACCGAGGAAGCGGAAGUUAUGGACGCAGUGGUUAUCAACCAUCCGGCUACCGAGGCUACUCUUAAGGGCAAAGCAUUAUCGCAUCCAUAAUUCCGGAACUAUACAUAGACGUGGACGAGAGGCGUUUUACAGGAAUUUUCAUAACUCGAGUUGAAAAUGUCAUAUUUUCAUUGCAUCGA